AGACAAGUUCAAGUUCCACAGCAUGGUUGAGAUGUAUACAUCGAAAAUUGAUAGCAGGAAACACAUCCAAUCGUUAGAGCAAUGAAGAGUGCCCGGUCGAUCGCCGGUGCCUCCCUGGCCAGCUCCAGCUCCUCCUUGCCAGCUGCGGGAGGACAAGAUACUAGACCAAGCUAGGAAAUCAUGGACUUUUCGUGACUAAGCAGACAUGUGAUUGCGAUCCGACGCGUCGCGUUACGAACAUGGCCAGUUCGAAAGCACCGGACGAUAAUCCCAACGAACCAAGUUGGGUUCGACAUGUCUGACCUGGACGGGGAGUCUUCCGACUACUUCGACGAUGAUAUUGGGGAUUUUGUUGUCGACGAUGGCUCCGAUGCUGCAGCCACGCCCACCGAUCCGGAUUCUCCCAGACCAGCCAAGCGCCGUCGCCUGAAAGCCGACAACAAGACUUCAUCACGACGAAGAAAACAACAUGAUCGAGAUGACGCUCGAGAGAGCUCGGAGUCCUUCAGCGGGGGCGAUGACGAGGAGGAGCUAGAAUCUCCACAUUCAUCGUCACCUUACUUCCCUGAAGCUCAGGAGCGGGAGGCGCAAUCCAAGUAUAAGUUGUUCGUCCCGAAGAACCGAAAUGUUCAGGAGAACAUCUUCGUUACUCAGCUCACGCAGCCUCAAUCGCCACCGGAGUUGAUACGAGGUCCGCGAUGGAAGAAACCGGACCCCGAGGUACCCCCCCGGAUGGUCGUUCCGGUAGCACAUGCAGUCAAUGGAGGCGGCGGCGAGGACGUGCCGAAAGAUGAAUUCGAGGAUGACGACGCAUUGAAAGCGGCAAUCGAGGCUUCACUGUUGUCUUUCGAAGAGGAAAGCUCUAAGAAGUCUCACACACCAAUGGGUAAUCAGCUGCGGCCCCGGUCAUUUGAAGGCUCCUCGAGUGAGCAAUCAGGCGAAGCUAUGGACAUUCCUACAGAGCUUUUAGACGACAUACCCGAUGACGCUUUUGACUCCGAUCUAUCCUUGUCCCCUCCUCCACCAACGCACAGUCGCCCGGUGUCAGGCUCCUUCACGCAAAGCGUGAAUCGCCCACUGGGUGUUCAUCAAACGACUUUGUUUGACAUGGCAGCUCGGAACCCAGCAACCCAACCCCCGCGUGGCGAGCAGGCCAUGUCACCACCCGAGAAAGUCGAACCUCCGACACAACACAAAUUGAACCACGGAGCUCUAGACACAUGGGUCUACCCAACCAACCUGGGAAAGACGCGAGAUUAUCAGUUCAACAUUGCCCAGAAAGGAUUAUUCCAUAACCUGCUCGUUGCACUGCCUACUGGUCUCGGUAAAACAUUCAUCGCAGCCACUAUCAUGCUCAAUUGGCUACGUUGGACGCAAGAGGCCCAGAUCAUCUUCGUCGCGCCCACGAAACCGCUAGUCGCUCAACAGAUCGACGCGUGCUUCCAGAUCGCGGGUAUUCCCCGAUCCCAGACUACGAUGCUGACCGGCGAGGCUGCCCCCGGCAUUCGAGCCGAGGAAUGGAAGACCAAACGUGUCUUCUUCAUGACUCCUCAGACCUUGAUCAACGAUCUCAAGACCGGAAUCGCAGAUCCCAAACGAAUCGUUCUGCUCGUCGUAGACGAAGCUCACCGCGCAACAGGUGGGUAUGCCUACGUCGAAGUUGUCAAAUUCCUUCGACGAUAUAACCAAAGUUUUCGUGUACUCGCUUUGACAGCAACGCCCGGGUCCACGGUGGAAGCUGUGCAGGCAGUGAUCGAUGGGCUAGACAUCUCCCGGGUCGAGAUUCGCACGGAGCAAUCCCUCGACAUCCGCGAGUAUGUUCAUGCUAAGGAUAUCGAAGUGCAAACUUUCCAGAACUCCGAAGAAAUGGUCAUGUGCAUGGAUUUGUUGACCAAAACCCUCCAGCCGCUGGUCGACCAGCUUCGGAGCCUCAACGCCUACUGGGGCCGUGACCCCAUGGGCCUCACUGCAUUUGGACUAACCAAAGCCAGACAGCAGUGGAUGAUGUCCGACGUCGGUCGGAAUGCGCACUUCGGGUUAAAAGGCAAAGUGAACGCCAUUUUCACCGUUCUUGCCAGCCUUGCGCACGGGAUUGACCUCCUGAAGUAUCACGGGAUAACUCCAUUCUACCGCCACCUUGCACAUUUUCAAUCCAACACCGAUGGGCAAAAGGGUGGUAAAUACCAGCGACAGGUCGUCCAGGAUGAGAGCUUCAAAAAGCUAAUGAGCCACCUGCAGCCCUGGACAAAAAACCCAGAGUUUAUCGGCCACCCCAAGCUUGAAUACCUGAAGCAGGUCGUCCUGAAUCAUUUCAUGGACGCGGGCGAAGGUGCGGGGGCCGCCGCGGCAGACCAGGCGAAACCAGCAACGAGAGUUAUGAUCUUCGUCCAUUUCCGAGACAGUGCUGAAGAAGUGACGCGGGUCCUCAAAAGGUACGAGCCGAUGAUCCGGCCUCAUGUCUUCGUCGGGCAGAGUAGCGCCAAGGGCUCGGAAGGCAUGAAUCAAAAGGCCCAACUCGGGAUCGUACAGAAGUUCAAAAGCGGCACAUACAACACGAUUGUGGCAACAUCAAUCGGUGAGGAAGGGCUAGAUAUUGGCGAGGUCGACCUAAUUGUGUGCUACGACUCGUCUGCCUCACCGAUCCGCAUGCUUCAGCGCAUGGGCCGUACCGGCCGUAAGCGAGCGGGCAACAUCGUUCUGCUCCUGAUGCAGGGCAAGGAAGAAGAGUCCUACAUCAAAGCCAAGGACAACUACGAGAAGAUGCAGCAGAUGAUUGCCAGCGGCACUCGAUUUGCCUUUCAUGAAGACCAAUCCCCUCGCAUCCUUCCCUCGGGCAUCCGGCCUGUGGCCGAUAAGCGGGCGAUUGACAUUCCCGAAGAGAACACUGUGCGCGAGCUGCCCGAGCCCAAGCGACGAGGCCGCGUUCCCAAGCGACCGCCCAAGAAGUUUCACAUGCCAGACAAUGUGGAAACAGGCUUCACGAAAGCGUCCAGCCUGGCCGAGGGCGGCAACAAGCGUAGGGAGACGAAGAAAAGUAAGGCUCGCACACCGACUCCGGAGCCCGUGUCACUCCCCGCGCUUGAAGACGUCUUGCUUACCCCGGCGCAGCAAAACGAGCUUGACGUGCAUUACGGCAAAGUAGGACAGCCGGAUGCGCCGUCGAUCUGCAACCCUCGCACUGACGCCUUCCCGCGCCUUCAGCUCACACCCCGGCCGAUCAAAGCAGUGCAGCAUGGGUCUCUGACCCGGCGCAUGAUUGGGACUUUGCAGAAAAUGGACCGGGUCGGCGCGGACUGUGAGCAGCAAUACAGGCGUCUCUUGGCGCUUGGUCUGGACGAGUUUCAGGAUGACUCGGACGCUACUAGCGGCAUGAACGAGCCUGAAAGCGGCGACCAACGUCAACAGCGCAAAGCGUCUGGCUUCGUCCCCCCAGUCAAACGCAAGAGAGAUGGGCAAGAUACUGAACCAGAUAAGCAGCCAAGAACUCGUACGAACCAGCCUCUGGCGGUCGAGGCGACAGCAGAGGACUCAUUGUUCUGCUCACAAAUGACGGAGGACAUGGGUGAAGAUUUUCCCGACGUCUCUACUCUUUUGGACAGAAGUGCCGAGAAGAAGCAGAGGUGCCGGCAAUUCGUCAUGAGUGAUGAUAGCGAUGGCUGACGGGGGGAUUGACUUGAAUAGAUGACACUUGGUGUUUGGUUAAGUGCCCGUCUGUUUCGGACAUAAUUUCGGCUGGAUAUACCCUUUUACCAAUCACAGG
Aspergillus homomorphus CBS 101889 is the source of this 3760-nucleotide messenger RNA. It is a transcript of the gene mph1, whose product is annotated as 3'-5' DNA helicase. Gene Ontology annotation, molecular function: four-way junction helicase activity; hydrolase activity; ATP binding. Gene Ontology annotation, biological process: interstrand cross-link repair; double-strand break repair via synthesis-dependent strand annealing; replication fork reversal. The transcript has a single exon. Lineage: Eukaryota; Fungi; Ascomycota; Eurotiomycetes; Eurotiales; Aspergillaceae. Bases 295 to 3660 code for a protein of 1121 amino acids. The record is from RefSeq and is a predicted model, not a curated record.